Molecule: messenger RNA, 231 nt
Organism: Strongylus vulgaris
Lineage: Eukaryota; Metazoa; Nematoda; Chromadorea; Rhabditida; Strongylidae
Source: the annotation of a GenBank genome assembly
AUGGAUCGAGUUCGAAAAAGAAUGGCUGCACCCGGAGCUGUUGCUCAUCGGGCACCCCAAUUAGCGGAAAAGCGUGAAUUCGGGGAGAACUUAGGCAAUGUCUUGCAUAACCCCAUCCUCACAAUCAGUUCGGGCUUGAGAGAGAAGCAGCGAAAGUGGGCGUGUUCUUCAGCCUACAAUUGGGAAGAAGUGACGCUCACGAACAGCCACGAUUAUAAAAUCGCUAACUAA